AGAGAGACAAAGUGUGUAUGUGUGUGUGUUUUUGUGUGAGAGAGCGGCUCUGUGUGUAACAUGCUCUGUCAUGCUGCCGUGACUACCGCUGCCUCUCAAGCCGGCGUCGUUGCCUUGUCAGGAAAAGGAAUAUUUUCCGGGGUAAUGAGUCCCUGAACCGGCUCACCAUGUGGAUGUGGGACAGUAAUCUCCAAACCUUUGCCGGAAGAAUCCCACGGAAAAAAGAGCAGCGGGCGGAGAGUGUAGCUGGUGCUGCUGGGUGGCCGCCUGUGUGCCUGCGCUGCUGAGAUUCUCACUGACAAGACAAGAGUUCCCACUGGGCUGUUGUCUGCAUCCAAUUCACGUUACUUUUACUGUCACAUGUGUUGGGAUACUUUUUUUAUUUCUCUUCUGGAACUCAAUGGAUUUUACGGUGCUAUAUAUAUGUAGGACAUGGGCCGGAUUGUUUGAAGUGAUGCUCCAGGACUAAACCAGUGAGGUUGAAGUUCAGAAGGGUGGAACUUUAUCUGAAUGGGUGCAUCACAGCAGUGGACUAUACUAUGGGUCACUACACAUUGUACUGGGGCCUGUGGUUGCUGUGGAUCACUGCCUGUAGAUAGAUAACCAGGUAGAUAGCAGUGGGGGGUGAAAGGUUAAUAGGUAGGGGCAUCAGUAUGAAGCCUGGACAGUGUCCAGGUGUUCCCAGUGACAGGUCCAUGAUGCACCUCAGCCAUUUCCCCUUGAGAAGACACUCCUGGAUAUGCUUCGAUGUGGACAAUGGCACGUCAUCAGGUCGCAGCCCCCUGGACCCGAUGGCCAGCCCGGGCUCUGGCCUCAUCCUGCAGGCCAACUUUGUCCACAGCCAACGGAGAGAGUCAUUCCUCUACCGCUCCGACAGUGACUAUGACCUCUCGCCGAAGUCUAUGUCCCGAAACUCCUCCAUUGCCAGUGACAUUCAUGGUGACGAUAUGAUUGUAACACCAUUUGCACAGGUCCUUGCCAGUUUAAGAACCGUACGGAACAACUUUGGUGCACUAACAAAUCUACAAAUAGACAGAGCAUCCAACAAGAGAUCACCCAUGUGUAACCAACCCCCCAUCACCAAGACCACCUUCACAGAGGAGGCCUACCAGAAACUGGCCACUGAGACCCUGGAGGAGCUGGACUGGUGCCUGGAUCAGCUGGAGACGCUGCAGACAAGACACUCAGUCAGCGAGAUGGCCUCCAACAAGUUCAAGAGGAUGUUGAACAGGGAGUUGACUCACCUGUCAGAGAUGAGCCGCUCUGGGAACCAGGUGUCCGAGUUCAUCUCCAGCACUUUCUUAGACAAGCAACACGAAGUGGAGAUGCCAACCCCUCAGUCCCAGAAGGACAAGGAGAAGGAGAAGGCAACCAAGCCCAUGUCUCAAAUCACGGGGGUGAAAAAGCUGCAACACUCCUCCAGCCUCACAAACUCCAACAUCGCUCGCUUUGGAGUGAAGACUGAGACCGAGGAUGAACUCGCUAAGGAGCUGGAGCAGGUGAAUAAAUGGGGCCUUAAUGUUUUUAAAAUCUCGGAGUUCUCUGGGAAUCGGCCGCUAACAGUCAUGAUGUACACGAUAUUCCAGGAGAGGGACAUGUUAAAAACUUUUAAAAUUCCACUCGACACCUUUAUAACUUACCUGAUGACCUUAGAAGACCAUUAUCAUGGCGAUGUGGCCUACCAUAACAACAUCCAUGCUGCUGACGUCACCCAGUCGACUCAUGUGCUGCUAUCCACCCCUGCCCUUGAGGCUGUGUUCACAGACCUCGAGAUCUUAGCUGCCAUCUUUGCCAGUGCAAUUCACGACGUGGACCAUCCUGGAGUCUCCAACCAGUUCCUCAUCAACACCAAUUCGGAACUAGCGCUGAUGUACAACGACUCGUCCGUGUUGGAGAACCACCACCUAGCAGUUGGCUUCAAGCUCCUACAAGAUGAGAACUGUGACAUCUUCCAAAACCUGACCAAAAAACAAAGACAAUCACUGAGAAAGAUGGUCAUUGACAUCGUUCUAGCAACAGACAUGUCGAAGCACAUGAAUCUACUGGCCGAUCUGAAAACGAUGGUGGAAACUAAGAAGGUGACCAGCUCGGGUGUUUUGCUGCUGGACAACUACUCUGACAGGAUACAGGUUCUCCAGAACAUGGUGCACUGUGCGGACCUGAGCAACCCCACCAAGCCCCUGCAGCUGUACCGGCAGUGGACGGACCGCAUCAUGGAGGAGUUCUUCUGUCAGGGUGACCGGGAGAGGGAGCGGGGCAUGGACAUCAGCCCUAUGUGUGACAAACACAACGCCUCAGUAGAAAAGAGCCAGGUUGGUUUCAUAGACUAUAUCGUUCACCCUUUGUGGGAGACGUGGGCUGACCUGGUCCACCCGGAUGCCCAGGACAUCCUGGACACGUUGGAAGACAACAGGGAGUGGUACCAAAGCACCAUCCCCCAGAGUCCGUCUCCUGCGCUGGACGACCCUGAGGACGGCAGUCGACCCCCAGGAGGGGACAAGUUCCAGUUUGAGCUCACACUGGAGGAGGACGGGGAGUCGGACACUGAAAAAGACAGUGGCAGCCAGCCAGAGGAGGAGGAGGACGAGGAGGAAGAGGAGGAGGAAGAAGAAGAGGAUGAGGAGGAGGAGGAGGACAACAGCUGUACUGACUCUAAAACACUCUGCACGCAGGACUCUGAAUCCACUGAGAUUCCAUUGGACGAACAGGUGGGGGAGGAGGAGGAGGAGGAGGAGGAGGAGUUGGCGGAAGGGGAGAAAACACCUUGCUCGCAAACGUGCAAGGCGGAGGAAAAGGUAGCAGAGGUGGAGGAGCACGAGGAGGACAAGGAGAAAUCCCCCGACACAUAGCAGUUUAUAGACAGCACCUGAUUAACUGUUCUUCUUAGUAAUUACAGAUGAUUAUUUAUAGAAUAUUUUUUGGGUUGUGUGGAGUCUGUCUGUGUUUUUUAUACAUCUAUGUUUAUGGUUCCAAAGCGUUCGCUGCUCUCCACCUUGGCCACUCCUCCGUCAGCUUUGUUCGGACACGCCCACCGGUACUUCUUCAAGUUUUUUUGCACUCAGGAAAACACCUUUCCAUUCCCAUUCGUACUGAAGAGGUGUGUCUGUAUUUCAAUUCUACCCACCCCCCCCCCCCUUUACAAUCUUUGCAUUUAGCACACGGAUGAACAGUUCAGACACAUGACAUCACACCUUCCUUCCCUCCGCUUCGUCUCCGCCUUGCCUGAAAGUUUUGCAGUGUUUUUUAUCAAGUGCCCCUUAUCCACACGGACGUUACUGGUGUGUUCAAGGAGCAUCUCCCUCUCCAUUAGGUCAUUUCCUCCCCGCUACAAGAUAGGAGGCGCACUCCUGGCGUUCCUGCUGAAAGGCGCCGCGGAGACGAAAGCUGCAGCACACUGGGGGAGCUUUUCAAGAAACAUCUCUGAUGUGGUUGUCUUCCUUGAAAUCCUGACUGACACAAAGCUCAAAUCUAAACAGCCAUCGACGCUGUCCUAGACCUCUUUCCUUUUUUUAUUGUACUGUAUGUAAGAGUCAGAUAUUUUCUAGAAUUUACUUUUGCAAGUCCUUGGUUUUUCUUUUGUUAGCGGGGAACUUUAUUUCCGGGGAGAAUGAGACGCAUACAUCCAAUGUUUUUUAGAGGGGGGUGUCUUUCCAGCCGGGUUACAUUAGGAGUGAUCUGAGGUGCUCCAACAGCAUCUAGACUCUCCCUGUACCGCUGUACUCAUAUUUGGUUUGGUCCUGUGAGUGGAAAUUUGGAUUUUCUCCAUGAUAACUUUUACUUUUGGUGAGGAAGCAGAGACCCGAAGUCCCGUGCUUGGCUCUCAUUGAAAUUGUUUUAAUGAUGUGGAUGACGCCUUUAAAUUUCCCUUAUCGUUGCCUGCAGUUCUUUUUGAACACAUUCUGAGACAAUGCAAUGCUUUGUAGUCGAUACAAAAAGCACCUUCUUUUUAGACGCUUAAUUAGUGCUCCGAGUAAACAGAAAUAGUAACAUAAUUAUAGAAAAAAAAAAAUACUGGGUGAUUUUAUACCAAUGCUAUCAAAGCCUUUUAUUCUCCUUUCGUUAAUUUUCCUCGCACAUUUUAUUUGACGUGCGCGUCACCAACAGCCUCACACCCGCCCGUCUUCAGCCUCCUCGCUUUUUUCCUUAAUCUCCCUAAUUUUUAUUUUCAUUUUACAUUUCAUUUUGCCAUCACAACAUUAAACUCAAUGGCUGUCUUUGUUUUCGACAAGACAAUCAGCUUCAUUGCGUGGUCGUCACACGAGAUUCUCCUCUACGUAGAUACUCUAAUGCACUGAUAUAUUCAUAUAUCACCACUUUCAUUCUUUUUAUAUGUUUAAACACGCCAAACACUCACUCAUGCAUUCUUGAGCAAUGCUGUCUUACAACUCGGCCAAGUGUCUGCAAGUUACUAUUAUUUAUUGCUAUAUUUUUCUAUUUGUCGAAUUGUUUGUUUUUUUGCAAUAUAAAGUUGGUACAGUAAAUAUCUCACUGUAGCAUAGACCAGUACAGGCUUACCAGUUACAAUACCCAAAUAUAGUUUGUUUUGCUCACUUGUACAUAAAAUAUAGAAAAUCAACAAAAGGAUAAAAAACUAAAAGAAAAAAACAAACACUAAAAAAAUCUGCACACUGCUUUUUUUUUAUUAUGAGUGCUUCUUUUUUUUUGUGUCAUUUCAACACUUUUUAUUUAAACUUUUAUUUUGUGCCAAGAUUUUUUUCUCUCUCUUUUUUUUUUCAUCCUCACCCGAUGCCCUUACCUGUAAUAAAAAAAAAAUAUUUCUGGUUUUAUCGCUGUUUACAAACAUAUAUUUAUUGUGCUGUAUAUAAUAUAUAAUUAUUAAUGUUAUUGCUAUCAUAAUGCCGUUUGUUGUAAAUGGUUGAUUCUUAUCAUCCCUUUUGGUGAUGGUGUGGCUGUAUUUACGUACCUCUUGUUGAGAGAAUGUUUAUUACACAUGAGCUUCAGUGUAAAAAGAAAAGAUCCAUCGACAUGUUGCUCAUCUGAGAACUAGCUCAGUGAAGAGAGGGGGAAAGCCAAAUUGUUUUUUUUAAAAAGAAGCUGUUCCUUGGCCCAUGGGCUGUGCCUUAAAUUCAACGCAUGUUAUUUACUUAAGCUUUAGAUUUCUUUUUAUUUUCUAGUUCUCUCUUUUUGCUGCAUUAGUGAAUCUCCUGGCCUGGGUUGGCCUGAUCUCCUGUUGUGUGUGUGGGGAAAAAAAAAAAGUUGCCUUUUACUGUUGCAGCCAAACACAAUUUUGCAUCAAAAGGUGUGGCACUGGGUGGGAAUACGUUGUUGGUGCAGAGAUCCAGGUCAACUGCAAGUCAGAGAUUUACUACUUGAGUGACGUGUGGCCGAUAGCUGGAUGUGGAAGAGUCCCGUUUGCUGUAGACCUGGUCGCAACAACUCACGCCUCCUUUACACCCCGCCACUAUACGCUCAAAGACUUGACUCAGCAGGUUGGAUGUGGACAACCAGGGAGGAGCUUUGCCUCUUUCGUCGAUUGUGUGCGAAGUUGCUGCAGGGUUGUCCACACCCGCCCCGGUUGUUGUCACAGCUACAAACACUGAAUGGGGUGCUAUGGGAGUGUGCAGUUGGACCGUGAAGCACCGAGGCUUUGAGACGCAUCUGCAUGUUCAGCCACUGCUGCAUUAAUUAUGGCUGAAACACUGACGGUGUGUUGCUUAUCUAUGCUCGGCCCACACUUCCACUCGCAUAACUUGCAAUAUCCAAAACCACUGACAUCCUUCUGCCUGGACAGGAGAAGGGUUUAGUAUAUUUGUGUAGUGAAGGGG
Platichthys flesus (European flounder) is the source of this 5786-nucleotide messenger RNA. RefSeq names its product phosphodiesterase 4D, cAMP-specific (gene pde4d). The transcript has 15 exons. Bases 654 to 2849 code for a protein of 731 amino acids. Gene Ontology annotation, biological process: signal transduction. Lineage: Eukaryota; Metazoa; Chordata; Actinopteri; Pleuronectiformes; Pleuronectidae. Gene Ontology annotation, cellular component: cytosol; nucleus; perinuclear region of cytoplasm. The record is from RefSeq and is a predicted model, not a curated record. Gene Ontology annotation, molecular function: 3',5'-cyclic-AMP phosphodiesterase activity.